CCCCUUCCCCAAGCAUCGCCCUCUCCCUCCUCCUCCUCCUCCUAUUUAAACAUCCCCAAGCCCCUUCCAACCGAAUCAAGAAAAGCUUCGCCACUCGUCGAACGCCAGUCGGUUAGCUCUCUCGCGAAAUUCUCCUGCAAGGUCCAAGCGCGAUCGAAAAAGGAUGGCGUCUUCGCUCGCUCUCUGGAGGGCCGCCGCCACUGCCGCCGCCCCGUCGGGCCUCCUGUCGAGGCUGACCAACCCGCUCCGCGCCGCCUCCGUCGCCCCUCACGCGGCCCGCUCCUUGAUCAUCGGCUCUGAGAUGCGGCGCUACGACAACGACGACAGCGAAGACGACGAAGACGACAGCGACUUCGAGGUUGAGCGCCACCUCGAGGUCGAGGUCGAGGGCGGCUCCGAUCGCCCCGCCACCCCCCGCCGCCGGGAGCCUGAUGAGUUUGAUCUGUUGUGGCCGAAUCUGAGCCUGAGCCAGCUGCUGAACCAGAUGGACCAGUUCAUGGGCGUGGGGGCUGCCGGAUGGAGGAGGGGCUGGGACGUGGAGGAGGACAACAGCGUCCUCAUCCUCCGGUUGGACAUGCCCGGCCUGGGCAGGGAGGAUGUGAAGGUCUCGGUGGAGCAGAACACCCUGAUGAUCAAGGGCGAGGGCAGGAAGGAGUCGGAGGAGGAGGAGGAGGAGGAGGAGAGCAGGAGGAGGUACUCCAGCAGGCUGACUCUGCCGCCGAACCUGUACAAGGGCAAGAAGGAGUUGGAGGAGAGCAGGAGGAGGUACUCCAGCAGGCUGAAUCUGCUGCCGCACCUGUACGAGCUCGGGGAGAUCAAGGCGGUGAUGAAGAAUGGCGUGCUGAAGGUGGUGGUCCCCAAGGUGAAGCAAGGAUAUUGUAAGUUAAAUCAAUUGUAGGAAGGGACUUCCUUGGGGGGUGAAGGUGCUAGUUUUCCCUUUUUCUCUAGCAGUAAUUUCUGUCUGGUGUUUCCAGAGAUGACUCUUUAGACAAUAAUAGAUAGAGAAGCAAGAGGAUGCGUGGCUCUUCCGCUUGCUUCGCUUCUUGA
This is a messenger RNA of Eucalyptus grandis, 1047 nucleotides long. RefSeq names its product 23.6 kDa heat shock protein, mitochondrial-like. The record is from RefSeq and is a predicted model, not a curated record. NCBI's taxonomy places the organism in Eukaryota, Viridiplantae, Streptophyta, Magnoliopsida, Myrtales, Myrtaceae. The transcript has 2 exons. The coding region runs from base 164 to 898 and encodes 244 amino acids.